Molecule: messenger RNA, 2784 nt
Organism: Ornithorhynchus anatinus (platypus)
Lineage: Eukaryota; Metazoa; Chordata; Mammalia; Monotremata; Ornithorhynchidae
Gene: DNAJB6
Product: DnaJ heat shock protein family (Hsp40) member B6
Exons: 11
Coding region: 201-1259 (352 amino acids)
Biological process (GO): positive regulation of proteasomal ubiquitin-dependent protein catabolic process; protein refolding
Cellular component (GO): cytosol; endoplasmic reticulum membrane
Molecular function (GO): ATPase activator activity; Hsp70 protein binding
Source: RefSeq, a predicted model, not a curated record
CUUCCGGUUGGUGGCGAGAGGGAGAGAAAGAGAAGAAGCCCCCGGAGCCGUCGCCUCAGUCCCCGCCGGCAGGACCUGACGACGACGACGACGACGACGACGGACGUGUGACCUUUCGCCGCCGUCUCUUGGCUUCUUCUCCCCCCUCGUCAGUCGCCAGGCCUCCGCGGGACUUGCCAUUGCCACAAACUAUUAAAAAAAUGGUGGAUUACUAUGAAGUACUAGGAGUGCAGAGACAUGCCUCAGCUGAGGACAUUAAAAAGGCAUACCGUAAAUUGGCUCUCAAGUGGCAUCCUGACAAAAAUCCUGAUAAUAAAGAAGAAGCAGAGAGGAGAUUCAAACAAGUAGCAGAGGCAUAUGAGGUGUUAUCAGAUGCUAAGAAGCGUGAUAUCUAUGACAGAUAUGGAAAAGAAGGAUUAAAUGGAGGAGGUGGAGGUGGAAACCUUUUUAACAACCAGUUUGAAUGUGGAUUCACAUUCCGUAACCCAAAUGAUGUCUUCAGGGAGUUUUUUGGUGGAAGGGACCCAUUUUCAUUUGACUUCUUUGAAGAUCCAUUUGAGAGCUUUUUUGGCAGUGCAAGAGGUCCACGUGGAAGCAGAAGCAGAGGUGCAGGACCAUUUUUCUCUGCCUUUAGUGGAUUUCCAGCUUUUGGGAGUGGAUUUUCUUCAUUUGAUACAGGUUUUACUUCAUUUGGUUCACUGGGUCAUGGAGGUCUGUCUUCAUUUUCCUCCACAUCAUUCGGUGGUAGUGGAAUGGGUAACUUCAAGUCCAUAUCAACCUCUACCAAAAUAGUUAAUGGCAGAAAAAUCACUACAAAGAGAAUUUUGGAGAAUGGUCAAGAAACAGUAGAAAUUGAAGAAGAUGGCCAGUUAAAGUCCUUAACAAUAAAUGGUGUGGCAGAUGAAGAAGCCUUUGCUGAGGAGUGCAGCCGGAGAGGACAAAAUGCCCUGCCCUUCCAGCCCUCCAAUGUUCGCUCUCUGAAGUCUCACAGACCUGCCACUCUCCCUAAGCAUGCCUAUCACUAUAAUUGUGAGGAGGAGGAGGAGGAGGAGGAGGAGGAGGAGCAGGAUAGACCACGGGUGACAAGCAGCUGGGAUCCCCCCAUUUUCUCAGCAGAACUACCGUGGGUUUUUCAAGACACCUGCCCUUUCAAAAGCUUAUUUCCGACACAAAGAAGGUGGCAAGAGGAAGAAGCAGAAGCAGAGGGAGGAGCAGAAGAAGAAGAAGUCAACCAAGGGGAAUCACUAAAAUGGACUUAGAUUCACUAAAACCUCUGAAAAGUUGCACCAUUCAUUCAUAUGAUAAUUGAGCACAAUUGCGGGGGUGUGCGUGUUGUGUGUCUGUGUGUAUUGUUUUGAUUGUACACAUUACUAGACAGGUAAAUGGUACUUCAUCUUUAAUACUUUACUAAAAUUGCACUAUUCCCCAUUUUUAGCAGUGCUGGAGGGAAAUUUGGACAAUGGAUGGUCAGGGUGGUUAUGUCAGAAUCAGCUGAAUUGAUGAGACCGUGGUUAGGAAUGUACUUUGUGUUGAGGAUCGCCCCCAGUAGUCAAGCUUUCCUUUAGAACAUAAUUAAGGAAUCUGUCUUUUAAGAGGAUGCAUUCAACUAUCCUGCAAUCAGCUGAAGAUAUUUAUAGCAUUGCAAGUUCAAACCAUAAUGCAACAAGUGAGUAACAAGUACAGACUGUUCACUUGCCUAGUAGCUCACUGUUUUUCUUAUUUAAGGCAGUACAACUAAGCCUAUUGAUAAUUUAAAGAAGUUCAUCAGAAAGGUACGGUCUCUGGCGUUUUAAGGUAACCAGCUCUGAUUCAAGGCUCCUCUCUUGGCUUGUGAUACAUGGGAAUCUCCCAAGGAGUCACUCUUAAGCAAAAUCAUUCCUGAUGUUCUGUAGAAUUUUUUCAGAAACUCCAUUACCAAAAGAUGAAAAUUCCCUUUAAAAUUCUGUUUUUAAUUGAGUCUCCCCCUCUGCUCCCGCCCCCCCCCCCUUUUUUUUGGAAUGUCAAGUUUCUUUUAAGCCAAGCAUAUGAUUCCACAGGCGAAAUUAUUUUGGGCAGAACAGCAGUCCUGGCUGUUUAGCAGCUACUAUUUGUGAUUAGCCAGUUAGGAAAAAGACGGUUGUGUGCCUGACUCAUCACAUACACCAAAGAAAAUUUGUUUGCACACUUUCUGCAUUAAUAAUUUCCCUUGAAUGUGGCAAAAUGACCUUGUAGCUUCCUGUAAUUAUUUCAUUUGCAUGAGAUACCGCUUCUUAACCUUUCAUUUCUGUUGAGCUUUUAGCUGAAUCCCCAAUUUGCCUUGUUUACUGCAUGUUUCCUUGUUGGUGAAUUACUCUUUCCUAAUAUAAUAGGACUUUGUUGUCUUAUAGUUUUCGUUCUUUUGUCCUUUAGAAAUAUGGUUAAAGCGGUUUGAUAUGAAAGAAAUGCCAAUACCUUAAAUCUAGUACUGCUUUGAGUCCAAACUACUUAGCAAAAUACUGUUCUUCAGCAACAGUAAUGUAGCAAUGCCCAGAUUUGGAAAAAAGAAAAUUAAUGUAAACUCUGCUCUUCUCAAAUGACUGCUACAAUGAGCACGUAGGUAAUAUUGAGUGUUUUGGGUACCUAGACUGCGGAUUAGUAUUGAAUGCUUUAUUGUGGAAAACUGUCAUCUUCUUUGAGUGUUGGCCAUGUCCUGCAGAACUGGAUUGUAAAAUUCAGUAGUUUCUUGUUGGGUGUUUUUUUUUUUUGGUUUGUCACAUGAUCGCCACUGAAUUGUGCAGUGUUAUUAAUAUUAAAAAAUAAAUAGUU